Messenger RNA from Lotus japonicus, 559 nucleotides. RefSeq lists its product as uncharacterized. Lineage: Eukaryota; Viridiplantae; Streptophyta; Magnoliopsida; Fabales; Fabaceae. The record is from RefSeq and is a predicted model, not a curated record. The coding region runs from base 36 to 479 and encodes 147 amino acids. The transcript has a single exon.
AGAAGAAGCAAGACAGAGGAAUCAGAACCCGGAACAUGACCUCGGUUUGCAUAUCCAAAUGUGUGGACGACGCACGUGACCCACGCGUUCCGGUUCGGGCCACUUACAUGAAUCUUUACAAGUGGCCCGAAUCGGACGCGGAGUUUGUGAGGUCGGUGACCUCCACCACCGGGAGAAGGGUCCACCAGGGCCAUGCCAGGGUGGUGGACAGCAUCUCGUGCAGGCAAAUGUACCUGAGAAGCUACAAAUUUUCCAGGAAAGAGACCAUGCCGGAGAAAACGCAGAAGUGCUUUGGGAGGGUGAAGGAGAAAGUGGCGGCGCAGGGAACUAGAAGGGCUCAUCAUCACGGUGGUAGGAGGAGAAAGAAGUGUUUGGUUUGGAGGAAAAUGAAAGAAAUCUCAUGUGCUGCUUUGGUUAGGAUUUUCCACAGGUUCUUGUCUUGCGGCGCUAGUGUAGAUGUUGUGAAUCAAAAACAUUGAGCUUCUUUUAAUUGUUAAUGUUAGAUAAUGUUAGAUUAUAGACUGUGAAAUUCUUUUUGUUUCUUCUAUUUAGAUAUAGA